Marmota flaviventris (yellow-bellied marmot) is the source of this 739-nucleotide messenger RNA. It is a transcript of the gene H2az2, whose product is annotated as H2A.Z variant histone 2. Gene Ontology annotation, cellular component: nucleosome. Lineage: Eukaryota; Metazoa; Chordata; Mammalia; Rodentia; Sciuridae. The record is from RefSeq and is a predicted model, not a curated record. Gene Ontology annotation, molecular function: structural constituent of chromatin; protein heterodimerization activity; DNA binding.
GAUCGGAGCUGCGAGAGCGGCUGCGGCGGCGCGGGGCGGCAGCGGGUGGUCGCGCGGCCCAGCGAAGGCAGAGGCGGCCGAGACCAUGGCUGGAGGCAAAGCUGGAAAGGAUAGUGGGAAGGCCAAGGCCAAGGCAGUGUCUCGCUCACAAAGAGCUGGACUACAGUUUCCUGUGGGCCGCAUCCACAGACACUUGAAGACUCGCACCACAAGCCAUGGACGGGUGGGUGCCACUGCUGCCGUAUAUAGUGCUGCGAUUCUGGAGUACCUCACUGCUGAGGUGCUGGAGCUGGCAGGUAAUGCUUCCAAGGAUCUCAAAGUAAAGCGUAUUACUCCACGUCACUUGCAGCUUGCAAUCCGUGGUGAUGAAGAGUUGGAUUCUCUUAUCAAGGCUACCAUAGCUGGGGGUGGUGUGAUCCCUCAUAUCCACAAAUCUCUGAUUGGAAAGAAGGGACAGCAGAAAACUGCUUAGAGGGUUGUUUUAACCAAUCCUCUUCCUCCCGUCAUUGUACUGUAACUGGGACAGAAGAUAACAGUGGGGAUGUGUGGAAUUUUAAAAAACAGUUAAAUGGAAAGGCAUAGACAAUUACUGUAGACAUGCUAAAAGAAACAUUUGUAUGUUCUUAGACUCGAAGUUUGAUAAAGUACCUUUUCAUGUGGUGACAGUGUGUGUUGAUUGGCUAGGUUUCUCCCAUAUGUUUUAUACAAAAAUGGAAUUGAUAAACCAUUUUUUACAAAA